CUCUCCUAUCUGGCCAGCAUUACCUGAAGGGAGCUUCCGCAUUCUAGGUAGGUUCUGGGGAGGACCUCUUUCCUCUUCACGAAUAACCACGUUGAAUUCGAAGGGGCGACGCUCAGUUGUCCAUUUCCUCCACCUCCGACUAACGAACCGCUUGCGAACAUGCUCGCCAGUCCGAGGCCAUGACGUCCCAAAACCUUCCCUUCCCGCCGUCUCCGAACCUGAGCUCGCACCUACAUCCGAAUUUCGAACGCCGUCCGUCAUCCAUCACCUCCAGACUCUCCUUCGCAGUCUCAACUAUCGAGGAGGGCAAUAAUGCCGGGAAUACAGCGCCAGCACAAGAGCAGCAGAUUGAAGAGGAGAUUGCCGAGAUCAAGAGAUAUGAAGACUUCACCACCAUAGACUGGGUGCAAGAUGCUGCGCGAGAGCAAGCCCGGAGGAAAUCCCGUCGCAGGCGCAAAGCGGGCCUGAUCGACAAAGGGCCGCCGGGCUGGCGGUAUCGUCUCUGGGAGUCUUACGAUGCCGCCCAGGGCUGGCUUGUCGUCACUCUCAUUGGAAUCGCCAUUGGUCUCAACGCGGCCUUUCUGAACAUCGUCACCGAAUGGCUCGCCGACGUCAAGAUAGGAUACUGCACCACUGCCUUCUACCUCAACGAGAAAUUCUGCUGUUGGGGAGAGGACAACGGUUGUUCGGCCUGGCACCGCUGGACCGGCUUCGAGCCGUUCAACUACUUCUUCUACAUCGUCGUCGGUGCUUUCUUCGCCUUCACGUCGGCAUCCUUGGUCAAGUCCUUCGCCCCUUACGCUGCCGGGUCUGGCAUCUCCGAGAUCAAGUGCAUCAUCGCCGGGUUUGUCAUGAAGGAUUUCUUGGGUUUCUGGACGCUUCUCAUCAAGUCCAUUUGCUUGCCCUUGGCCAUCGCCUCCGGCCUUUCGGUCGGCAAGGAGGGGCCGAGCGUACACUACGCCGUCUGUACGGGCAACGUCAUCUCGAGGCUCUUCAGCAAGUAUCGACGCAAUGCUUCCAAGAUGCGCGAAAUCCUGAGCGCCUGUGCUGCCGCGGGCGUAGCUGUCGCCUUUGGCAGCCCUAUCGGCGGCGUGCUCUUCUCUCUCGAAGAGAUGUCUAGUUACUUCCCUCUGAAGACCAUGUGGAGGAGCUAUUUCUGCGCCUUGGUGGCGACCGCCAUUCUCGCCGCCAUGAAUCCGUUCAGGACCGGCCAGGUUGUCAUGUUUCAGGUCAGCUAUGAUCGCGACUGGCACUUUUUCGAAACGUUCUUCUACAUCAUCUUGGGCAUCUUCGGCGGACUCUACGGCGCCUUUGUCAUGAAGUGGAAUUUGCGCUAUCAAGCGUUCAGGAAGAGAUAUUUCUCCCAGUACCCCAUUGUGGAGGCCACCCUUCUGGCCCUUUUCACGGGUAUCAUCUGUUACCCCAACAUCUUCCUUCGAAUCGACAUGACGGAGAGCAUGGAGCUGUUGUUCCUCGAAUGCGACGGUUCAGAGGACUAUCACGGCCUAUGUGCUCCUGGCAGGAGGUGGUGGAACGUCUUACUUCUGACGAUAGCAACCGUCCUGAGGAUCUUCUUGGUCAUCAUUUCGUAUGGAUGCAAAGUGCCGGCUGGGAUCUUUGUUCCCUCUAUGGCCAUCGGGGCAUCCUUCGGGCGUGCUAUGGGUAUGGUCGUCGAAGCCAUUCACGAGGCCAACCCCCAGAGCGUCUUUUUCUCUGCCUGCAAACCAGAUGAGCCUUGUAUCACUCCAGGCACGUAUGCCUUCCUGGGCGCAGGAGCCGCUUUGAGUGGAAUCAUGCACAUCACCGUUUCCGUGGUCGUCAUCAUGUUCGAGCUUACGGGCGCGCUCACGUAUAUCCUCCCGACUAUGAUCGUUGUCGGCGUUACGAAGGCUGUCAGCGAUCUCUUCGGCAGAGGAGGCAUCGCCGACCGCAUGAUCUGGUUCAGUGGGUUCCCAUACCUGGACAACAAGGAGGAUCACAACUUUGGCGUCGCUGUUUCCCACGUCAUGAAGGGGGAAGUGGUUUCCCUGCCUGUAAGCGGGGUCGCCUUGGGGGAAGUGGAGGGUCUUCUAUCCCGUCACAAGUAUCAGGGCUUCCCCAUCAUUGAAGACGCCAACUCCAAGAUGCUAGUCGGCUACAUUGGCCGGACGGAACUACAGUAUGCAGUGGACCGUGCCAAGCGAGAAAACACAGUUGAUCCUCGGGUCCGCUGUACCUUUUCGCUGCUCCAAUCCCAGAGCACUACAGGACUCGUAGCACCGGCCGUCUCGUUGAAUGACGACGCCGUGCCAUCGACAUCGAUUGACUUGAGCCGAUACGUCGACUCUACGCCCGUGACGGUCCACCCGCGCCUACCGCUCGAGACGACGAUGGAGUUGUUCCGCAAGAUAGGACCUCGCGUCAUCCUCAUCGAGUACCACGGAAAACUCAUCGGCCUCGUCACCGUGAAGGACUGUCUUAAGUACCAGUUCAAGGUGGAGGCGGCGGAACACCCGCGUGACGACCACCAGGUUCUCGAAGCCCAGGAGAAGCUGUGGGGCGUCAUGCGCAAGGCGGUCGGCUGGGUGUCGGACAAGGUGUCGAGCGCAUCAGGCGGUCGGAUACGUCUGAGUUCGUUCGAUGAGCCCAGGAGGUCCGGCUGGACACCCGGUAACCGACAAGGAACACAGAUCAUGGAUGGUGAUGAGGAUGAAGAUGACGACGGGGGAGCUCUCGAGCUAGAGAGCCGUUGAUGUGUAUCUUGGUGGGUGAUCUGAAUUUCGGGUUUUGUGAACGUAACUUUUUACUGCCCUCUCAGGGAUUGGCGUCUUGGAAUAACGGGUAUGGUACUCAAGUUGGGUAUAGAAUUCAAUAUAUGAUGUCCAUAGAUGGGCACUGUGCCAUUGCUCGGGAUUUCGUGACCCUAGCAUGCCCUAUAACUUGCCUGUGAAUUUUCGCGAGAACUUUAAGUGGGAGAUUUCUGAUCGUUGUAAACGACCAACAUAGACGAG
Messenger RNA from Sodiomyces alkalinus F11, 2990 nucleotides. RefSeq names its product chloride channel protein. Gene Ontology annotation, biological process: chloride transport; transmembrane transport; intracellular copper ion homeostasis. Lineage: Eukaryota; Fungi; Ascomycota; Sordariomycetes; Glomerellales; Plectosphaerellaceae. The transcript has a single exon. Gene Ontology annotation, cellular component: Golgi apparatus; membrane; endoplasmic reticulum. Gene Ontology annotation, molecular function: voltage-gated chloride channel activity. The record is from RefSeq and is a predicted model, not a curated record. Bases 180 to 2732 code for a protein of 850 amino acids.